AUGUAUAAACAAUCCAGCGACUGUCCAGGUAAUCUUAAAUGGAGUACAACAGGAAUAACAAUCAUUGGGAAUGGUUAUGGUUCAGGUCCAGAUCAAUUACAAUUUCCUCAAGGUUUGUUCAUCGAACCCAAAACACAAAUUUUAUAUGUUGCUGAUGUUUCCAAUAAUCGUGUGCAACGCUAUCAAAAUGGUGAAAUAAAAACAGCUGCAGGUCAAGCUAAUGCUUCCAGUGGAUCAACAUCAGACAAACUAAACGGUCCACGAGAUGUUUUUGCAGAUGAAAAUGAGAAUGUUUUCGUUGUUGACGCAGGCAACCAACGAAUUCAAUUUUGGGAGAAAAAUGCUAAACAUGGAAAAACUGUUGCUGGGAAUGGAAGUGCCGGUUCAGCAUUAAAUGAAUUUAAUUAUCCAAUUAGAGUUUUGCUUGAUUCGAAGAAAAAUAUAAUCGUUGCCGAUUUUUAA
Molecule: messenger RNA, 462 nt
Organism: Rotaria sp. Silwood1
Lineage: Eukaryota; Metazoa; Rotifera; Eurotatoria; Philodinida; Philodinidae
Source: the annotation of a GenBank genome assembly